Molecule: messenger RNA, 6130 nt
Organism: Crotalus tigris (Tiger rattlesnake)
Lineage: Eukaryota; Metazoa; Chordata; Lepidosauria; Squamata; Viperidae
Exons: 3
Coding region: 925-2814 (629 amino acids)
Source: RefSeq, a predicted model, not a curated record
CACGCCCCUCUUCCUCCGUCUAGGAUUCCGCACUCGCGGCUUAGUCUUAGCCUGGGAGAGACGUAGUGAGGAUUGGCUCUGGUUUCUAGCAGAACGACAAAACUCUGGAUUUCCCCAGGUUGUACCCUUCCCUUCCCUUCUCUGCCUCAGCGCUGCUUUCUCAAACCGCCGAGGGUCAGAGCCUGUUUUGCAGGCCUCGGCUAAGCCUCUCGAGCUAUUUAUAGCUCCCAGGCAGAGGCAGAAGCGCAGCGGUCGCCAUUUUGAGCGCCGCUUUGAUUGCUCCUGAGGGGAGUGGGGGAACCUUCCCUUCCUUCCAGCGAGGGCCGUUUAGACUCAACUAGAGUCAGUUUUAGCCAGAAUUGAGUCUGCAGUCUUCUUAGUCAGCAAAUAGAAGCAGCUGCCGCAUUCAUUAACUCGGACAUAACGACGGAGCAGGAGGCCGCUUGCUGGCGGCCGCCAUUUUGAGAGCCCGACAAACGCCCUCAGGCCAUUCCAGAAGGCCAGAGUUCAGGAGCGGUUUUUGGAAGGUGCUGCUUCUCCCAUCUUUGGCAGCUCGCCGCACACCAAGGCUGUUACAAUUACAGGCAACUACAGCCUCCUUCAGGACACAAUUUCCAAAGACUUCAGUUGGUGGCUGAGUGCCUGCUUUAACUGCCGCCAUUUUCAGCGCCUCUUCCUACCACCGAUUUCGCUGCUUAUAAGUGUGUUGGCUACCCUCAUUAAAUUGGUGUUACUGCCACUACCAGGCUUAUAAUUGUGCUGGCUACCCCACUAGGGUGGUGGUGCUGCCACUACCAGGCUUGGAAGUGUGCUGGCUGCCCCAUUAAGUUGGUUGGGCCACCACCACUUCUUGCUACUGGGACCAUCUCUCUUUUGCAAACAAGUUGAGAUUGCCGUUUCUGUGAUAUCUCUUGAUUUUUCGCAAUGGCAGGUAAAACCACAGCAACUCAAGGCUCUCAAGGUGCUUCCAGCUUUCCCUACAGGCCGAGGAACUCCAGAUCAGCGAAGCAGGAGGCUGCUGGGAAACUCAGAGCCAGAGCUAUUGCUGGCAGAAGGUCUCCCAAAGCUGCUGGGAAGGAAGCAAGCGGGAGGCAACAGGCAUUGGGAAAACAAUUCUCCAAUGUUGCAGGGCAACAGAAGGAGGCAAAGGUUGGUCAGAUGACUUCUGUUCCCACAGAAGCCUCGGUUUUUGACCCUCAACAAGCACCUUCGACCUCUGCUGCUCCAAAUACCUGCUCUACAGAAGAGGAAACAGGUCAGUCUGUUUCUCCCAUUGCAGAACAGGUGGAGAUGGUUGACCCUCAACAAGCUCCUUCGAACUCAGGUCAGUCCAUUUCUCCCAUGGCAGAACAGGUGGAGAUGGUUCCCCCUUCCAGUGAGGGGCUUGGCCUUCCGAUCCCUGCUCCUCCGAGUACAGCUGGACCUCUGCGCCCAGAGGCCACAUUCACUCCUACAGCAUCAGGGCUUCGUGCUCCAGAGGCUCAGGAGAUAGCACUAACACAACAAAUGCAGCUUUUCAUUUCUCAGGCUGUUGCCCAAGCUUUAGCUUCGAACCUGCACCAGAGAGCUCGACCUGAGUCGACAGCAUCAGAGGUCCCAUCUCACAGCAAUGCAUCGUACCUCUCCCAGUCGGAAGCAGACACAUAUCAGGGGCCAGUUUCCCCAUUCAAUUCCUCCAUGAGUAGAACGUCGUUCACAGGGGACGACGAACAGAGAGAGCUGGGGCUGUCAGAAGAUGAGGACUUACCUCCUGAUCCUCCUGCUUUCACAGGCCUGUUUAAUCCGGCCCUCUUUAAAUCCUUGCUUCACAAGGCCAGGAGCACUGCUCAACUUGGUCCUGAAGGUGUCCCUGAGGCUGAACCUUCCACCAGUCAGGGACCUACCAGUAUGAUCUGUUCAGACCCAACGUUUACCCAACAGGACAUUCCCUGUCCUCCCCUUUUCAUCAGUGAAGUCCAAAGACAAUGGGGAGCGCCAGGUAAGGUGCCACUUCUGGAGAAGAAUGUUAUUAAUUUAUUUAAUGUGGCUCCAGCACUGUCAGAUGUGCUAGCAGUCCCCACGGUAGAUGAGCCCAUAGCAACAAUAUUUGAUCCCAGCUUCAUUUUGUCUGGGGAUAUAGUGGAGGUUCUGACACCAGAGGAUAGGAAAGCGGAGCUUAAUUUCCGCAAGACCCACCAAGCCUCAGCAUGGGCGGUAAAGGCAGCUAUAUCAACUUCCUUUUUCGCCAGAAUUUCUGUCCUCUGGCUUCGUCAAUUACAGACUAAGAUACCACCAGAAGAGGUACGGAUGCACCAAGAUUUAAACAAAUUAGUGGCUGCAUCAGAAUACAUGGCUGACUCAUCCUUGCAGGUGGCCAGAUUUUCCUCCCGGGCAUUAGCAACUAGUGUUACCUCUCGCAGACUUCUGUGGCUCAGACGGUGGCCAACGGAUUUUCAGUCCAAGUGGCGGUUGGCCUCAGCCCCUUACAGGGGAGGCCAGUUAUUUGGAGAGGCACUAAACCCUUAUCUGACUGAGAAGGGUAAGCGUAAGGUCAUGUCCAAACUUCCUAGGAGAGCAGACAGGAAAGCAGCUCCUUAUGCCCACAAGCAGUUCUUUCGUCCAACCAACACAGGGUCGGAAUUCACCCAUUACUCCCGUCCUCAUCCUCCCAGCUCAAGCGACACAAGGUCAGAAUUCACCCAUUACUCCCCUCCUCAUCCUCCUAGACCAGAACCUCAAUUCGACAGAUCUGGUUACAGGGGCAGACCCAGAGAGCAAUUUCAGGCCAAACGGCCCUUUCGAGGCGCCAGAGGCCGUCCUUUCAGAAGAUCCUAGUGACACCAGAGGUGCCUCUCCCAUAGGGAGCAGAUUGGCUCUCUUUACACACAAAUGGGAGAACACCACUACAGAUCUUUGGGUCCUCCACACCAUCAAAUUCAGCUUGACUCUAGAGUUCAAUUCCACGCCCCUCCCGAGGCAUUUCGUCUCUUGCCCAUCAUCCAAAAAUCCGGUCAAAAGAAGCCUCAUGAAAGUGGCCAUUCAACAUCUGGAGAUCCAGGCCGUAGAACUGGUACUGGCAGGGCAUACGGGAUUGUUCCAUUCUGCCCAUUGUUCGGAAGGCUUCGGGAGGGUGGAGGGCAAUCCUGGAUUUAAAAAAAUUAAAUAACCAUUUGGCACUCAAGAUGCAAACGCUCCAAUCCAUAUUAGCAGGCAUCAGAAUGGGGGACCGCCUGACAUCCAUCAACCUGACGGAGGCCUACCUACACAUUCCCAUCCUUCCUGGACACCGGAAAUUCCUCGCGGUCUGCUAUGCAGGCCAUCAUUUUGAAUACAGAGCUCUACAAUUCGGCUUGUCAUCGUCCCCCAGAACAUUCACGAAGGUCCUGGCGGCGCUUGGCCAUGUAUCUCAGGACCAUUUUGGUGCAUGUCCAGUGUUAUUCCUCAUUCAAUCCUCAGUCCAGUUGGCUCAGUCAGAACUGUCAUUGUCCAUCAAGACCCUCCAGGACCAUGGGUUUUCAGUACAUUUUCAGAAAAGCCAGAUAGAUCCAGCCACCUUCACCUGGGCACGGUGAUGGAUACAAGGAAGUGCGAGGUUUACCUGCCUCAGGAACAUCGGGGUAGUAUCCGAUCUCUCCUCCGUGGAGGAUACCCCAAGAUGAAAUCUCCCUCAGCUAGGGGGUUCUGCAACACCCAGAGCCUCAUUGGCUCCAGGUAACCGCCGGGCAUUUGAAAGGAGACUCCCAACAAAAGAGAGCUACUCAUCAGACGUGAUUACCACUUCAGGCUUCAAGAAGGCCUGCAACUAAUAGGAUCUAUGAUUCCGCAUGGAAGAAUUUCUGUAACUGGUAUGGGAGACAACAAUUAGAUCCAGCUACAAUUCCUAUUCCAAAAAUUUUGGAUUAUUUACCGGAGGGACCUAAGGGGGUUUAGCACCCAACACAAUCCGCAGAUAAGUUGCUGCCCUGUUCACGGUGCUCAGAUAUGGCGACUCAGAGCUCUUGGCUCAACACCCCAUGAUACGUUCCUCUGUCAGGGGAGCAAUCAACAGCAAACCGCCCCUGGUUCACAGAUACCCCUCUUGGGACCUGUCCAAGGGCUUACAGGCUCUCACUUCACCUCCAUUUGAGCUCGUCAGAACCUCCACUCUACGAUUCUGGACACUCAAGGUCAUCUUCCUAGUAGCCGUUACAUCGGCUAGGCGCAUCUCAGAAUUGGCAGCACUCUCCAUUAAAGAUGACUUAUGUAUACCAACAGGAUGCUCUUACGCGUAGACCCCUCCUUCAUCCCCAAAAUCAACUCAUCGUUUCACAGGGCGCAGGAGCUUGUGCUGCCAGAUUAUUGCCCUGAGCCGUCCCACGAUUUGGAAUGUAAAUGGCACACCUUGGAUUUUCGCAGAGCCUUGCAUCGGUAUAUUAAGGAAACUGCCCCUUUUUGCAGCUCUGAAGCCCUCUUUGUUCCAGGACAACUCACUGCACACUCCACUCGCAGUGUGGCAACUUCGGCGGCAGCGGCAACAUAGGCGUCCAUCAAAGAGAUCUUGCAAGGCAGCUAUGUGGUCGUCGCCUUCCUGAUUUGCGAGGCAUUAUAAGUUAGAUACAUUUGCCUCAGCAGACGCUUCAUUUGGCAGGAGACACCUCCAAAGGGUAGUAACAGAAAGUGGGACACAGGACCAGACUUCUUCCCGCCCGUGGGAACAGUGAGGCUUUGAUAUUGUCCCAUCUGUGGAUCCUCCAUUCGUCAUGCUGGAGAAGGGAGGUUGUCUUACCUGAACACUUUUUCUCAGCAUGACGAUGGAGAAUCCACUCCCCCCCCCCCAAGGGUCCAUCCGGUCCUGUGUCGGGAAUUUGAGCCACCACCACCUUGGGAAAUCAUCAACUGCUACGCCUUUGUCGUGACGGGAUUCUUAGCCGGAGGAAGAGAGGCGUGGCAAAGAUUGAUUGACAUCUCUAGGGCAGAAAGGCAAGAUCAACCCAUCCGUGGAUUCUCCAUCGUCGUGCUAAGAAAAGGCGUUCAGGUGGAUGCCCGGAACAUCAAUGGGAGCUCUGCGACGCCUGCGCCUCAGGGAGCAUUGACUGUAAAAUUCCUUCUGUCCCACGGAGCCAAGGUCCCUUGUAUAUAAGAUCGCCUCUCCAGGAAGCCUCCUUAAACGGAACUCCCCUGCGACUCUCAGCUUUGUCGUCUCAGCCUCCGUCAAGCUCUCGGCCGAACAGCGCUGGAAAAGAUCCCCCACCUCCACAUUCCUACGAAAUUAGUUGAAUUCCUCUCCUACAGCCAGUGAGCUGCCCGCGGCCCCCGUCUAAGGACCCCCCCAAUCAUCACCCUGCAAAGAUUGAGUUGCGCUCUUCCGAAGCCACCCUCAUUUUCAACAAUGUGCGACUUUUUCCUCGAAUGACUGUAAAUAGAAAUUUUAAAACCGUGGCUGGAAGCGGAUUACCUGGUGGUCUCCUUGCUGGCUCGACGGUUCCUUUGAGUGUGUUGGUGAAAGGCUUGAGCACCCACUGGUGUGUGUGGUUGAUCACCUCUACGUUGGAGAGAUGGAGCGAUAACUUAACGAAGCCUGAUGGACUCUCCCCGUUUUGCGUCUUGGUCUAGAUGUACUCCUCGGCUUACGACCGCCACUGAGCACAAAAGCUCUCGCUAAGCGAGACCAUUAAGUGGAUCUUGCCCCAUUUUACGCCCGCCCUUGACACUGUUGUUAAAUGAAUCGCGGUGUUUAAGUUAGUGGCACCGUUGUUAAGGCGAUCUAGCUUCCCCAUUGAUUUUCCUGGUCAGAAGGUCGCAAAAGGGGAUCACUUGACCCCAGGCAUCCUGCGACCGUUGUAAAGAUGAAUCAGUUGACAAGCAUAUGAAUUUUGAUCCUGUGACUAUGGAGAGGCUACAAUGGUCGCAAGUGUGAAAAGCGGCAUUUUUCAGUGGCGUUUGUAACUUUGAAUAGUUAUUAGUCAAGGACUACCUGUAUUAACACACGGGAGUUGUAAUCCACCCAUUUCAAAAUAUUCCCAAAAUGGCUUUAUUUGUAAAAUGUAUGCAUUUGUGAAGUUUAAUUAUUUUCAAAAUGUAUGUUUGGGUAAUAUUUGUAAAAUGGUCUAAGUCAUAGAUUUUGCAAAUGAAUCUUUCAAUUUUGCCAAUAAAUAAAUUUCACAAAGAUCUA